UUCUCCUUAUUUCCAGGUUGAAGCUCUCCUUGCUCAGUUUCCAUCCGUUAUUCCUUGCUUGGCCUUCGGGUGCUUUUGGAAAAGCUGCUAGGAAAAUGUGUCCCAUCACAGCACAGGAGAAUACAGAAGAGGACCCAAAGAGAAGCCGUGAUGAGAAUUGGGGAGCCCUGCUCAUCCACCCAGUCCAUGCGAGAAGACUACAAGUUCCCUAAAGGGAGAAAAAAGACCCUUAUUUGAUGCAGCCCUGAGUUCCUAGAUCGUGGAAGUCGAACCUUUAGCGACUUAAGACUUGUGGGCUUCAAUGCCCAGAGUUCCCCAGCCAGCUAUGCUUAAAAGUUGCAUUCUGUGAGUUGAAAUCCACGAGUCUUAAAAGUUGGACACACACACACCCCCCCUGUACUGGGUGGGAAACCCCUUUAGCAUUGAAAAGUAUCUUUAGAUCCUCCCAAAUCUUAUUUCUUUAUAAACUUGCACCUUAGCAAACGCCAAGUAAAGUCGGCUUGGUGGCGAGGUGCAGAAUUCUCUUCUGGAUUUCCUUUUCAGGGUGCAGAGUGCGUAGAGGAAUCCCCAGUGAGGGAUCUUGCUGUGUCUCCACUCUUGCACAACUUAUACGGUGCUGGUUGAGGUUGGCGGCUUACUUUGAAAUAAAGUCUUUACUCCAUCUCCCCUCUCUUCUUCUCAGCCCCCCAAGUCCUCUCUUCUCCUCCAGCGCAGCUGCAAAUAAAACCUUUCCUGUCAUUAUGAUCUCGUUUGCUAGGAAACCAGCGUUCAUUGUGUGAUGUCACACUCGGUCUCCAGAUAAAAGCAUUGUGAUGUUCUAGAACUCUUUCCUGAAGCUCCUGCUGCCUAGCCUCUCUCUUUGGGGUUUUGUUUUUUAAUAGACCUGCCGGCACUCUUCCCCGGCAUGGUUCGUCAAACAGCAUAACAAUGGCGACCGCGGAAAGCUACCUGGGUGACCACAGGGAACUGGACACGGCUCUUCCCACUGUGCAGACUCAGCCCGUUUCAGACGAAGAUGAGGCGAGGCCUCCGGCGAUUCCCCUCCCCUCCGCCCCCAUGCACAACAAAACCGCCGGCGGCGACUUUGCCCUGCGGUCGAUGAUCGAAGAGAACGCCUUCCAAGCGUUGAGCGACGGGCCCUGGGCGAAGCGGCCCCGCCUGUCGCUCUGCGAGGAAGCCGGCCUGGAAGACAACGAUUUCCUCUCGCUGACUUUCCCCAAGAAGCUCUGGAAGAUCGUGGAGAGCGAGCAGUUCAAGUCUCUCUGGUGGGACGACGAGGGCAGCUGCGUGGUGAUCGACGAGGAGCUGUUCAAGAAGGAGGUGCUGGAGCGCAAAGGGCCCAUGCGCAUCUUCGAGACGGACUGCAUGAAAAGCUUCAUCCGCCAGCUGAACCUCUACGGCUUUAGCAAGAUGAGGCAGAACUUCCAGCGGUCGGCCUCCCUGGUCGAGUUUUUAGCGGAGGAAAAGGCCGCUUACGCGUUCAGCAAGCUCCAGUUCUACCAUAACCCCAAUUUUAAGAGAGGAUGCCCCCACCUUCUCGCGAGGUGCAAGCGAAGAGUUGGAAUCAAAAACAUGCCGCCCGUUGCUUUCUCGCUAGAGGAAGAUUUCGGCGAAAUCUGUCUGAAGAGCAGGUCCGGAAGCCCAGAAGGUCCACCUUCUCUGGGGUCUUCUUCCCGGGAAAACAGCUUCCUGACCACUUCUCCCAAAGAUAAGAUGCACAAACUUGGUCUUCGGAAGCCACCUGUGACCAAAGGCCUUGCUGGAACGGUAGGCCGUCUGAGAAGCGGGUUCGCGCCUUCUCCGACCCCUUUGAGGUCUUCAGAUCAGGGUCCACCCGAGGACACUGAGAACAAGAUCAACCAGCUGGCGCCUUUCCACUUGCCCCAGCACCCCAACCAUGCUCGAGUCAACACCCAUGAGAUCGAUUCCACCACCACCACGUCAGCUACCUCAUUGUAUCACGUCAUACCUCCCGUCCCCAACAGCCCCUUUGCGCCAAUGAUUGGGCUGCCCGCCUUCCCAACCAUGUAUCCAGACUUAUCCGCCAUGCAAGCUCACUGGGCCAGCAUCCUUCCCUUCUGCAACCCGUGGUUCUCCAUGCCGAUGAUAGCGGCCGCUUCGGCUAUUUCUAUGUCCAGGUCUUCCCAUCACCACCGAACUCCUUCAUACCACCAUUGUCCUAACUGCAACUGUACGUCCAACCCUCCGUCCGCUUCCAAAGGAGCCGGACCCAAAACAGCAGACUAUGCCGGGUACCAUCGAUAAAAAGGACUGGGGAAAUUCUGGAGACGUUUUGCAUCUACUUAAAAUAAGGGAAUCUAUCCACGGCAUUGGCUGAAGAAUAAACUUUUGUUCUUCCUG
Molecule: messenger RNA, 2361 nt
Organism: Thamnophis elegans (Western terrestrial garter snake)
Lineage: Eukaryota; Metazoa; Chordata; Lepidosauria; Squamata; Natricidae
Product: heat shock transcription factor, Y-linked-like
Exons: 2
Coding region: 928-2265 (445 amino acids)
Biological process (GO): regulation of DNA-templated transcription
Molecular function (GO): sequence-specific DNA binding; DNA-binding transcription factor activity
Source: RefSeq, a predicted model, not a curated record